ACCGUUUCCAUAACAUACAACAAAGCUAAACUGCGUCCGAUCUUUUGGUCACUUCUUUGGGCAACGAUUCUUUCUUGUGUUUCCUCCGAUCGCUUCCACCAGAUCUCCGCCUGUUUUACCACCAAUCAAAACCCUAAAUCGCAGGCGCCACCGUCACCGGCACUCUCACUGCCUCAUAAACCCUAACGAUCUACUCACAAUCUAGACUUCAAAAGAGGACAACUGAUUGUUAGUAGAUUUGGAGUUAGUUAGGAGAGGAGGGGAGAUGACUAGGUUUCAUGUGAAUGGGAAAGUGGUUGAUACUGUUGAUUUGCUGAAGAAGAGGAGAUUGCUGUGGCGAUUGGAUACGUGGCCGUUUGCGAUACUGUAUGCGGCGUGGUUGGUUGUUGUUUUACCGAGUUUGGAAUUCCUUGAUGCGUUUAUAAUUUAUGGUGGUCUGGUUGCUGUCCACACAUUGGUGUUUCUGUUUACAGUGUGGUCGGUGGAUUUUAAAUGCUUCGUUCAGUAUUCAAAGGUUAAAGAUAUUCAGCAUGCCAAUGCAUGCAAAAUCACUCCAGCCAAAUUUUGUGGCUCUAAAGAAGUAAUACCACUACAUUUCCGGAAGUUGGCAGGCUCUUCGACAGAUGAGAUAUACUUUGAUUUCCGAAAGCAGUGUUUCAUUUAUUCAAAUGAGAAAAAAACUUUCUGCAAGCUUCCUUACCCCUCCAAGGAAACUUUCGGCUACUAUCUCAAAAGCACUGGGCAUGGCACGGAGGCUAAAGUUCAAGUUGCUGCUGAGAAGUGGGGUCGCAAUGUAUUUGAGUAUCCACAGCCAACGUUUCAGAAAUUGAUGAAAGAGAACUGCAUGGAGCCUUUCUUUGUCUUUCAGGUCUUUUGUGUGGGACUUUGGUGUCUAGAUGAAUACUGGUAUUAUAGCCUGUUCACCCUCUUUAUGCUGUUUAUGUUUGAGUCAACAAUGGCCAAAAGUCGGUUAAAAACUUUAUCAGAGCUAAGACGUGUUAGAGUAGAUAACCAGAUGCUAAUGGUCUAUCGUUGUGGCAAGUGGACGAAGAUAGCAGGGACUGAUCUUCUGCCUGGUGAUGUUGUGUCAGUCGGUCGCGCUGCUGGUCAAGAUGGAGAGGAAAAAUCUGUCCCCGCAGAUAUGCUUAUUCUCGCAGGAACUGCUAUUGUAAACGAGGCUAUCCUUACCGGCGAGUCAACGCCCCAAUGGAAGGUAUCAAUCAUGGGCAGAGGACCAGACGAGCGUCUGUCUUCUAAACGGGAUAAAAACCAUAUUCUUUUUGGUGGAACAAAGAUAUUGCAGCAUACUCCUGAUAAGACCUUUCAUAUGAAAACUCCUGAUGGUGGCUGUUUAGCAAUUGUCUUACGAACUGGAUUUGAAACAACACAAGGGAAACUAAUGCGUACCAUUUUGUUUUCAACAGAGAGGGUUACUGCCAACAGUUGGGAGAGUGGACUUUUUAUUUUGUUUUUAGUUGUUUUUGCCAUCAUAGCAGCCGGUUACGUGCUUAAAAAGGGGCUUGAGGACCCAAACAGGAGUAGAUACAAGCUUCUUUUGAGCUGCUCUCUAAUUAUAACUUCAGUGAUCCCCCCUGAGCUGCCAAUGGAGUUGUCUAUAGCUGUUAAUACAUCUUUGAUCGCACUAGCACGUCGUGGUAUAUUUUGUACAGAACCUUUCCGUAUACCAUUUGCUGGGAAGGUUGAUAUAUGCUGUUUCGACAAGACAGGAACACUGACAUCCGAUGACAUGGAAUUCUCUGGAGUUGGUGGGUUGAGUGAUGAUAUUGAUUUAGAAACCGAUGCUAAAAAAGUGCCAACUCGCACUUUGGAGAUUCUUGCUUCUUGCCAUGCACUAGUUUUUGUGGACAACAAGCUGGUUGGUGAUCCUCUUGAGAAGGCUGCAAUAAAGGGGAUAGAGUGGACUUAUAAAUCCGACGAGAAGGCCAUGCCUAAGAAGGGAGGUGGCAGUUCCGUUCAAAUUGUUCAGAGACAUCACUUUGCAUCCCACUUGAAAAGAAUGGCAGUUGUGGUUCGUACAGAAGAGCAAUUUUAUGCAUUUGUAAAGGGUGCACCAGAAACCAUCCAAGAAAGAUUAAAUGAUAUACCUGCAUUUUUUGUAAGCACCUACAAGAGAUACACACGUCAAGGAUCCCGUGUUCUAGCUUUAGCCUAUAAACCUCUUCCUGAUAUGACGGUAAGUGAAGCUAGAAACUUGGACAGGGAAGUAGUGGAAACUGGGCUCACCUUUGCUGGUUUUGCGGUAUUUAAUUGCCCAAUCAGAGGAGAUUCUGCCUCCGUCUUGCUUGAAUUGAAAAAGUCGUCACAUGACUUGGUGAUGAUCACUGGUGAUCAAGCAUUGACGGCUUGCCAUGUUGCGCGUCAAGUUAAUAUAAUAUCGAAACCAGCAUUAAUUCUUGGCCCGACAAAGAAUAAGCAACAGUUUGAGUGGGUUUCACCUGACGAAAAAGAGAUCGUGACCUACAGUGAAGAAAUGGUUGAGGCUUUAGCUGAGGGUCAUGAUCUUUGUAUCGGAGGUGAUUGCUUUGAAAUGUUGCUGCAGACCUCUGCUGUUGUCAGUGUGAUUCCAUAUGUUAAGGUGUUUGCAAGGGUGGCGCCAGAACAAAAAGAACUCAUAAUGACCACCCUUAAAUCAUCUGGCAGGAUAACAUUGAUGUGUGGUGACGGCACUAACGACGUUGGAGCUUUGAAGCAGGCACAUGUAGGGGUAGCGUUACUGAAUGCCAUACCGCCACCAGCUUCUGGGGAUAAGCCAUCGUCAGAAACAAAGCCCUCGUCAGAAGCAAAGCCCGCUAAGCCGAAGAAGCCCAAGUCUGCCACUGAACCAAGUUCAAGCAGUGUCACACCUGCCGUCAAUAACCGCCAUCUCACGCCAGCGGAGGUUCAAAGGCAGAAGUUAAAGAAGAUGAUGGAUGAGUUAAACGAAGGAGAUGAUGGCCGGUCAGCUCCUAUAGUCAAACUCGGUGAUGCAUCAAUGGCGUCACCUUUCACCGCCAAACAUGCGUCAGUCUCCCCAACUAUCGACAUUAUCCGCCAGGGUCGUAGCACGCUGGUGACCACCCUGCAAAUGUUCAAGAUUCUUGGACUUAACUGCCUUGCAACUGCUUACGUCUUGAGUGUCAUGUACUUGGAUGGUGUUAAACUAGGAGAUGUUCAGGCCACAAUUAGCGGCGUAUUCACUGCCGCGUUUUUCCUCUUCAUCUCACAUGCCCGCCCACUGCCGACACUCUCCGCCGAGCGGCCCCACCCUAACAUCUUCUGUUAUUACGUCUUCUUGUCUCUACUCGGUCAGUUUGCUGUCCAUAUCCUUUUCUUAAUUUCAUCAGUGAAAGAAGCAGAGAAGCACAUGCCAGAUGAAUGCAUCGAACCGGAUUCCGAAUUCGAGAGUAAUCUUGUCAACACCGUGUCCUACAUGGUCAGUAUGAUGAUCCAAGUGGCUACCUUUGCGGUCAACUACAUGGGUCACCCGUUUAACCAGAGUAUAUCAGAAAACAAGCCGUUUAAGAUUGCACUUUUCGGUGCGGUUGUAUUCUUCACCGUGAUCACAUCUGAUCUGUUUCGGGAUUUAAACGACUGGCUGAAACUAGUGCCUUUGCCAAGGGAAUUGCGCGACAAGCUUCUGAUAUGGGCGGCGUUGAUGUUCUUGGGGUGCUACACGUGGGAAAGGUUCUUGAGGUGGGCUUUUCCUGGUAAAAUGCCGACUAUCAAAAAGUCAAAGUCAGUAGAUGGUAGCAAGAAGAAGUCCGAGUGAGGUAUUUUUACACAGAUUUUGGUUUUGGCAGAAGAUAUGAUAACAUUUUGGAUCUUUCUCUCUGUAGUUUUAAGUUGGUUAUUUAUACGACGAAAGCCACUGACUUUUGGUUCCCCAUUUUUUGUUUGAUUAGUUGCUUGUUUGUCAAGGGAUUAAAAGUCGUUAGCUUUUUACCUUGGACUAAUCACAAUGAUACUUAACAUUAUGAAGACCAAAGACGUUAGUUAUGGUUACUUAUUAAAUCCAUGUCAUAUUUUUAUCGUUAA
This is a messenger RNA of Helianthus annuus (common sunflower), 4035 nucleotides long. RefSeq names its product probable manganese-transporting ATPase PDR2. NCBI's taxonomy places the organism in Eukaryota, Viridiplantae, Streptophyta, Magnoliopsida, Asterales, Asteraceae. The transcript has 22 exons. Gene Ontology annotation, cellular component: endoplasmic reticulum membrane. The record is from RefSeq and is a predicted model, not a curated record. Gene Ontology annotation, biological process: intracellular calcium ion homeostasis. Gene Ontology annotation, molecular function: ATP binding; P-type ion transporter activity; ATP hydrolysis activity. Bases 266 to 3769 code for a protein of 1167 amino acids.